AUGGCUUCCAAAUCCAGUCGUGUGCAGAAAGAGCAGCUUCGCAAGCGGCGCAAUAAUCUUCUGCGACGCCACAAUGACUUCUGGCGCCUAUAUUCGAUCAAGAGCUGGUUGAUUAUGGAGGCGCCCGACGGUCGGGUCUUCACUUACCAUUCUCAUCCCGAUUUGCCCGCUCCCACUCCGCAGGAAAUGAGCGAAAGAGACCAGCCUCCUGUCCACAGAACGCCGUUGGAUUUCCUCGAUGAAGCGGAAGAGCCAGACGAAGAGCCGCGCAACAUACCCGCUUCAGAAUCCAGCGAUGCUAUCUGGAGCGCCAUAUUCUUGUAUCUGAAUCGCCGUUUCCAAAUGGUCAUGUAG
Messenger RNA from Penicillium oxalicum, 354 nucleotides. RefSeq lists its product as uncharacterized. The transcript is spliced from 2 exons. NCBI's taxonomy places the organism in Eukaryota, Fungi, Ascomycota, Eurotiomycetes, Eurotiales, Aspergillaceae. The record is from RefSeq and is a predicted model, not a curated record. Bases 1 to 354 code for a protein of 117 amino acids. Gene Ontology annotation, molecular function: DNA binding; protein dimerization activity.